Messenger RNA from Pyricularia grisea, 450 nucleotides. RefSeq lists its product as uncharacterized. The transcript has a single exon. NCBI's taxonomy places the organism in Eukaryota, Fungi, Ascomycota, Sordariomycetes, Magnaporthales, Pyriculariaceae. The coding region runs from base 1 to 450 and encodes 149 amino acids. The record is from RefSeq and is a predicted model, not a curated record.
AUGCCGCUACUCCUCGCAAAGCUCCCAUUGGUCCUCCACAUAGUGGCCGAGACGGGCGCGGCCAACUCCUUCAUCCGGCACCCGCGCACGCAGCUGCGGAUCCGGGGCGCCGACCACGCCGAUGUCCAGCGCGAGGCCGACCUGGUGUGCGCCAACCUGGGCGGCGCGCUCCUGGCCACCAACCUCGUCGCUCUCGUCGUCAUCUUGAGCCCCGGUGGUGGUGUUGGUGGCGCCGCCGCCGCUGAGGUCCUAGACGAGACGAGUCGCCUCCUCGUGCUCGCCCUGGCCUCGUACCACGUAUGGCCAAUGUACAGGGCCUUUGCCAGGCUCACGUCCCCGGGCGCCGCGCUCAAGUACCAGGAUGUCCCCAUGGGGGGACCAGCGGUCCAUCUGAUUGUCCACUGGGUCUGCUUCGCGAGCUUGUUGUGUUCGGCGCUAUUUGGGGGGUGA